This is a messenger RNA of Vigna umbellata (rice bean), 588 nucleotides long. NCBI's taxonomy places the organism in Eukaryota, Viridiplantae, Streptophyta, Magnoliopsida, Fabales, Fabaceae. The record is from RefSeq and is a predicted model, not a curated record.
AUGGCGUUCCAGACGGGCAACAGCGCCAUUUGGAGUCGAGCGUUCUCAUUAUCGUUGGAAGGGGAGGCGCUUGAGUGGUUUAAUUCACUCCCUCCCAAUUCCAUUGAGAACUUUGUCGGCCUACAGCGUCUGUUCAACCGAAUUGUGUCCAACAACAGUACUCAAGACCUGACCGUCUUUGAGUUGGUCACCUUGAAGCAAGGAAAGGAAGAAACAUUGAGAGUAUUCAUGGAUCGCUAUCAGAGGACCGUACGACGAGUGAAGGGCUUAAGCCCGGAACUGUCCCUACAUUACAUCCUUCCCGCCCUUAAACAUGGACCGUUUAAAGACAGCGUCUGUCGACGGGCCCCCAAAACCAUGGAAGAACUGCAGGAUUGGGCGACGGAGGAGAUAAGGGUAGAAGAGAUGAAGCUAUCGUAUAAGAAGGAGAGCCAGGAAAACAAGGGAGAGAGGACGGACGAGGGAAAGCCGGGCGAUCAGGGUGGGAAGCCCGGGGGGUUCGGACAGAGAGAACCGCCCUACGGACCCAGAUUCCAACAAUACACCCCUUUGAACGCCUCCGGGAGAAGAUUUUCCGAGAAAUGUUAA